AUGCUCAACGCAUCACAUACUGAGCGUGCUCUGGCCAAACGCUUCUUCACGGCCGAGUCUAGCCGACGCGAAGGUUAUACCCACAUUCUUCUCAUGACCACCGGGAGCGUUGCAUCAGUCAAAGCACCACUCAUAGUCGAGGAGCUACUCACUUACGGCAAAGUGGAUAUUGAGGUCGUCGCGACCAAGGCUUCGCUUACCUUCUUUGACCCUGCCGCCAUCCGGAAGCUUGGCGUAAACGUAUGGGUAGACGAGGAUGAGUGGCUUUCUGACUACAAGAUCGGCGAUCCCAUAUUGCAUAUUGAACUAAGACGAUGGGCCGACGUUGUGCUGGUCGCCCCGUGCUCUGCGAAUACGCUAGCCAAGAUUGCCGGUGGACUAUGCGACAACCUUGCGACAUCUCUUUUACGAGCUCUUUCUCCGGACACCCCAACGUUUCUGUAUCCUGCGAUGAACACGCUGAUGUACCAACACCCUCUCACUUCCAGGCAUCUGGCAAUCAUACGGGAUGUCAUUGGAUAUACAGUUGUCGGUCCAAUAUCAAAGGGCCUUGCAUGCGGGGACGUUGGCGUCGGGGCGAUGGUUGAGUGGAGGGACAUCGUUGCUGCAGUCGUGGAGAAGUUUGCGCUCACGAAGCGGACAACUCGCCAGCUUUAG
Molecule: messenger RNA, 657 nt
Organism: Peniophora sp. CBMAI 1063
Lineage: Eukaryota; Fungi; Basidiomycota; Agaricomycetes; Russulales; Peniophoraceae
Source: the annotation of a GenBank genome assembly